AUGGAUUCUUUGAAAGUUCUUCUGGUCGUCCAGCGGUUUAGAGCAGCAGUACAUACCAUUGGAGCGUUCAUAUUCCUGGAAGAGAUCAAUCCUCGAUUGAUCUACUCAUCUCCAUCUGUUGACAAGAUGACAGAAGAAAUUCUCGGCCUCGCCCACAAAAUGGAAGGAAUAGAACAAAAUCACGCGAGAGGUCAAGAUGAAAAACUUACUCGAACAGUACUCGCGUGGUCUACCUUCUUCCAUCCCUGCAGGAAAGCAGGCAAACUCCUCCAGAAUGUCCUCUUGACUGGGACAACAGGCUCAUUAGGAAGUUAUCUUUUGGCGGCUUUCGACAACAUGCCCAAUUCCGAAGUCGGCAAAAUUUACUGUCUCAACCGAUCGCCAAAUUCGAAAGAUAGACAGAAGAAGUCCAGUAUAGCCCGUGGUCUGAACACCGCCUGGGAAAAUGAGCGGGUUGAAUUUCUUCAGGCUGACUUGUCACAACGAGAACUUGGACUUGGACCAGAGAAAUAUGCCGAGCCCUUGAACAAUACCACUGUUGUUAUACAUAACGAUUGGCAGGUGGACUUCAAUUUUAUCCUCGACUCCUUCGAAUCAUGGAUUCGAGGCGUCCGAAACUUGCUCGACUUCAGCGCUCAGUCUGCACAUGAAGCGCCGCUGAUAUUUAUGUCAAGCGUAUCGAUUGCUCAUGGGUUGAUGGUGUUACACCCCGGCGAGAUGGUCCCUGAGGCAGUUCCGGAUGACUUCGAUGCUCCCGAGCAAAUUGGAUAUGCAGAGUCGAAAUCCUCGGGCAUCCCAAGUACUAUUCUGCGGACGGGGCAGAUUACGGGACCGCUGGAAGGGAACUGUGUAUGGAAUAGAAAUGAAUGGCUUCCAAGCAUUGUGACGAGUUCGAAGCACCUUGGCGCUCUCCCUGAGACAUUGGGGACCUUUGAAGCUGUAGACCGGAUCCCUGUGGAUGUGCUGGCCUUGACCAUGCUGGAACUUGUGAAAAACACCCUCCGCCGGAACGGUAUGCGUACAAUGGUGUACAAUUUGGUAAACUCUCGGACAACGAUAUGGUCUGCUCUAGUCCCACACGUUCAAACGAUCGCCGGAAUCGAGAAACUGGUAGCGUUGAGAGAGUGGGUAGAGAUCUUGGAGCAGAGCAGCCUUGAAAGUAAUGGAGCUAUCGUUGAGAUAAACCUUGCAUUGAAGCUUCUCGAUUUCAUGCGUGGGUUGAGUCUGAAGGAAGGGCCUUCAAAUGCGAGGUCAAUGUAUGAGGUGAAGGCGCUUCUUCGGGAUAGUCAGCAAGCAUCUGAACCCACGAAGGUAACUGUAGAAUGGAUAGGAAAAUGGAUGAGGCUAUGGGGGCUUUGA
Hyaloscypha bicolor E is the source of this 1359-nucleotide messenger RNA. RefSeq names its product NAD(P)-binding protein. Bases 1 to 1359 code for a protein of 452 amino acids. The transcript has 2 exons. The record is from RefSeq and is a predicted model, not a curated record. NCBI's taxonomy places the organism in Eukaryota, Fungi, Ascomycota, Leotiomycetes, Helotiales, Hyaloscyphaceae.